Molecule: messenger RNA, 438 nt
Organism: Necator americanus (New World hookworm)
Lineage: Eukaryota; Metazoa; Nematoda; Chromadorea; Rhabditida; Ancylostomatidae
Exons: 2
Coding region: 1-438 (145 amino acids)
Source: RefSeq, a predicted model, not a curated record
AUGAUUUGCGAUCAACUCAAAUUGCUGCUUGUUUUGGUGUUGACCGCUGAAGUAGGAUCUCAGUUCGGUUUUUAUGGUUUUCAAUCUGGUAUGUAUGGAGCGAUGGGUCCACUAAUGGGCCCACCAAUGGGUCCUCCAAUGGGUCCACCAAUGGGUCCACCAAUGGGUCCACCAAUGGGCCCUCCGAUGCGUCCGCCGAUGGGCCCACCAAUGGGAGGAGCAAUGGGAGGACCAAUGAGACCACCAAUGGGAGGACCAAUGAGACCCUCAAUGGGAGGACCAAUGAGUCCACCAAUGGGAGGAGCAAUGAAUGGUGAAAUGUCUGGGUCAAUGGACACGUCAAUGAGUGGCGGAAGGCGCGGACCUCCCGGUUCAUCGGUUGGUGAGAAUUCAGAAUCGCCUAAACGUGGUCGCAAUGGAAGAAGGAGACAAGGAUGA